AUGCAUCGGGCCUUGCGCUCGCAGCAACGCGUGCUGCAGAGCCUUUCAGCUACGCCUUCCACGUCUAGAUGCGCCUCCUCGUCCGUUACCCGCUACUUCCACGCGUCUAGUGCAGCUCUGGCGGGAGGACGGCGCACCACGUCGGACGACUCGGAAGCUGCACUGGCCCAGCAGAUGCUGGACUUCUUGAAGCUCGCAGAGGAGGAGGAGCUCUCUCCUACAACAGACGAACCACUAUCCACAGUGCAGGCUGAACUACCAGUCAGCGGCGUGGUUAUGGGCGUACAGAACGGACUUGCGCGCGUGUCGGGGCUGCGUCACGCCACCAUCGGCAGCGUCGUCGACAUCUCGGAUGCUUCGGGGCAGUCUGUAAGCCAGGGACUUGUGCUCUUUAUGGAGAAGAAGGUGGUGCACGUAGCGUUACUAAACGCCAGCAGAACUCACCCCGUGGGCAAAGGUAUGGACGUAACACUGCAACGCGAGCAGCUCGAGAUCCCUGGCAGCGUCGCGGCAUUCGCCGGCGCAGUCGUGGACCCGUUGGGUCGAGCCGUGCAGUUUGACGAGCAGGAAGAACAGCAGAAACAGGACAACGCAGCCAGUGACCGCGUCAAGGUUACGUGGGGUGCACAGAGCGUUCCUGGACUCAUGACCCGUGCGCCUCUGCGCUCUCCGUUCGAGACGGGCUUGCUGGCUGUAGACUGUCUGCACCCCAUGGCCCACGGCCACCGCUUUGGAGUGUUGGGACCGAAGAACUCUGGCAAGACGCGCGUGGCGCUAGACGUCAUCGCACACCAAGUAGCGAAGGCCAAAGCACGCGGAGAAGUUCCGCCACAGUUUGUCUACGUGUGUAUCGGUAAGAGCACGUCGAGGAUUCACCAGAUUCGCGACGCGUUGAGAGUCACAGGAGCGCUGGAACACACGACGAUCAUCGCCGCUAGCGACCGCGACUCGCCCGUACUGCAGUACCUGGCGCCGUUCACAGGCUGUGCCGUAGCAGAGUUCUUGAUGUACAACGGAAAGUCUCCGAGAAGUGUCGUGGUGUACGACGACUUGGCUACACACACGACAGUAGUUGAGGGACUCGUACAGGCGCUGCGUCUGCCGCGUGUCGCCCAGAUUAGUCUCAGUGCACACGCUGUGCUUAUGGAACGCUCCGCCCAAUUCAAAGGAGCCACACGGAAGGAGACAGGCCCAUCGCUCACGUCGCUCGUGCUUGUCGAUGCCCCCGACAGUCUGCAGGUCCCGUCCGAGUUCCAGGAACGGGUGACGUCGCUCGUUGACGACUACGUUGGUCUUGAGUCGUUACUGGCACGCAGUCGCGUGUUCCCUCCUGUGAAUGUCUUGGCGCCCGGUGCGUCCGUGCGUGGCCCUCCUUUCCAAUCCGCCACACGCUGGACGUUCGUCAGUCGUCUACGUGCGCGAAUUAACGCUGCGGCGCAGGUGAAGCAGAACGUGGAAGUAGCUCGCAAGUUGGGCUUCGAGACGGAGCCGGAAGACGCAGAGACGCUGGAGUUCUUGGAGCUGGUGCAGCAGUUCUUCACGCAGAAGCCUUUGCUGUCAACGACGAUGGCAGAGCCUGAACAAACGGCCCCCACAGAGCUGGAGACGGAGCUAGGCGCUUUCUUCCUGACUAUUGUGGACGUGGCGCAUCUUCCUGGUAGUGAGGGUGUCGAGGACGCACCGUUGAACCUGUGGGAAUUCCUGCACAACGUCGUAGCCACGUUGUCUCGUGACGAGAACUCGGAUAUUCUGCAUCAGUUGACGACACCCUCGCGCUCGAAGGCUUGGUCGUUGGAUCUCCAAGAAAAUUUGGCCUUGGCGCUGUUCGAAGAGCUUGAGGCAAUCAAGCAACGUCGAACGCAGGAGUACAAGGAAGAACAAGCUAAGCGCAAACAAUACCUGCGCAAACUUCAGGAACGCAAAGCUGACCAGACGAAGGCUUAA
Phytophthora infestans T30-4 is the source of this 1944-nucleotide messenger RNA. RefSeq names its product H - or Na -translocating F-type, V-type and A-type ATPase (F-ATPase) Superfamily. Gene Ontology annotation, biological process: proton motive force-driven ATP synthesis; proton transmembrane transport. Lineage: Eukaryota; Oomycota; Peronosporomycetes; Peronosporales; Peronosporaceae. The record is from RefSeq and is a predicted model, not a curated record. The coding region runs from base 1 to 1944 and encodes 647 amino acids. The transcript has a single exon. Gene Ontology annotation, molecular function: proton-transporting ATP synthase activity, rotational mechanism; ATP binding; ADP binding.